Messenger RNA from Tetrapisispora phaffii CBS 4417, 2589 nucleotides. RefSeq names its product Cos111p (gene COS111). The record is from RefSeq and is a predicted model, not a curated record. The coding region runs from base 1 to 2589 and encodes 862 amino acids. The transcript has a single exon. NCBI's taxonomy places the organism in Eukaryota, Fungi, Ascomycota, Saccharomycetes, Saccharomycetales, Saccharomycetaceae.
AUGGAUCCCGUUUUCAUUAGGAAUAGCGACUAUUCUAAGUAUGGUACCUCCGUGUACCAACAACUGUACGGCGAAGCUUACAAUGCCGGUGCAGCUGCGACAGCAGCUGCUGGGGAACUGUCUAGAAAUUCGUCGCUACAUCCGGAUCAAGAACUGGAUAACGAUAACGUUACUAUCGUCUCUGCUACAUCAAAAAUUAGACAAAAGUAUAAGUCGUUGAUUGUCUCGUCGAAGAAGUUUAAAAGCAAUUAUAGGCAGAAAAGAAGCUCUGCUCAUCCAAAGAAAACAACUGGCAACAACAACAACGUGAUUGUGAGGAGAAGUAAGCCGUCGGAAACUUACAAAAAUAUUCACGAUUUGCCGCAGGAGGUUCUAAUACAUAUCCUUACCUUCUUGUACGAUCACCCACAUGGGUCGUCUCCAUCGUUCAAUGAAACACUAUAUUUUUGUCUUUAUGUCGACAAAACUUUUUAUAAAGCCGCUAAACAGCUGCUAUAUUAUAACCCACAUCUAACGUCUUCUUAUCGAGUGGGCCAAUUAGUUACAUCCUUGAGAUUGUACCCGGAGAAUGGUAAACUCAUUAAGAUACUGAAUUUGUCAAAGUUAAAAAAUGGACUGGUAAGUGCUACUAUUACUACAGAUGAUGCAGCUGCAGUUGAUACAGAACAACCAGUAGCUGAUGCUGAGGAACCCCAAUUGCAAAAUGUGGAGUCACAGGAAUUAAACACGUCAGAUGGAACGACCUUUGUACAAGUUCAAAAAGAAGAUAAUACAAUUGAUAUAGUUUUGGCGACCUGGAGAGACUGGAAACAUAGGAAUGAUCCAUUGUAUGGUUUAGCUACCAUGAACUCUUCACCUUUGAAGAAAAUCAACUCGACUGCCUCACUACCACCUUCAUCCCUUACAACAACACACACCAACUCUGCCCCGCACAAUUCAACUAUGACUCAAUCCACAUCUUCAACUACCUUCCAAAGACUACGCUCAAAUAGUUCUACAAGUUCUAUCUCAAAUAGUAUUAUAUCCUCAUUCACUAGUUCUUUGACCCCAAUGACAUCUAUAUUAACAAGUACCUCCACAGGAUCCCCAAAUAAUGGCUUACCAUCAAGCAUAAAUGCCAGUCAAAAAGAUCCGUAUCCGAAAGCAGGUAGCAUAAUAAAUAAGAAACAAUGGUUAAAAUAUAAGUUAAAAUUUAAGAACAAUGACACUCCUGACAUUAAGAAACCUGCCGUUAAAAUGGCAUCAGUAACUGAGAACGUCGCUGAGAUCGCUUCAACUGCGGAUGUGUCUGAAAAAAGUACAGGGAACUCCAACAUUACAUCCAAUAAUGUCACAUUUGCUCAAGAUGAAUCACUAUUGAAAAAUAUUAUACAAAGACAUCAUCCUCGUGCCAAUAAAUUUCUGGCUAAAUAUGCGUCUUACCAUGAUUUACCAUCAGGCUACAUAUUGCAUCUAUUAAAUUUAUGUCCAAAUGUAACUUCGAUAGAUUUCUCGAAUUUGGUGGUCUCGAAUGAUUUCUACAUUAAACAUGUUAACAAAAACUCGCUUAUCAAUAAAGCUCAUAACCCUAGUAUGUCAAAAUUCGGUCAUUUGACAAAUCCCAUGUGCAAUGUUGGAAAUAAAAAUAACCUGCAUCAAGAUUCAUUCAUUCCAGUUAGAUCAGAGUACAAUUUGGAGACAGUAUUUCUUACUGAUUCUUCAAAGAGUUACGAAUAUUUUGGAAACAAUUUAGAAAAGCAAAACUCCCAACACACGAAAAGCUACCAUAGCCCUAAUCAUCUGACCUCGAACUAUCCCCUGCCAAUUGAUAGCUCUACUAAGUACAGAGAAGAAUAUAGAAAAAAUGUGAACAGCAUUAGUAGUAACUACAAGCUAGAAAAAAUAAAGUCUGAUGAGAUAUUCCAAGAAAUAAUAAAAAUAGAAUCUAGAUCACAAAUUUUAGAGACCAUUAAGAUGAAUAACAUUACAUGGUGCAGAGAAUAUAUGGUCAAGAAUUUUGUCCUGUCAUUAUUUUUAAAAAAUGAAGAUAAAGAAAUUGAUUUAAGUUUUACUAAAUCAGGCUUAAAUAGACGUGUUCCUUGGGCAACCACAGGUAAUUUACGUGAUUUGGUUGCAUUGUUAAUUUUAGAUGAACUUAAUCAAAAUGAUGACCUAGCUGUUGAAGAUUUGUUUAAUAUUAAAAAGAAGACGCAAGCUCAGCGACUCAAAUAUAAAAAAGCUGACGUUUUGGAGGAUUUAGUUAUUAAUAGUACAGGACUGUUUAGGAUUAACUUUGGUCCUGGACAGUAUGCAAAUGAAAAAUUUAUUGAUUGCAAACUUACAAUUUUAAAAUCAGAAAACUCUACAGAUAUAUCUAUUAAAAAUGUCGUUGAUGAAGCAAUCGGUAAACCUUACACAUCUUUAAUUGUUUCAUUUUAUGCCAAAGACAAUAUAUCUUUGGUUGGAGGUUCUUCAACACAAGAAUUUAAAAAUAAACCAUGCAAGAAAGCAGAUAGAAUUACUCGUGAAUUGCUUUCAAGAAUUCGUGAAUUAUGCGGCGAAGAGUUGAGGAGAAGCAUGGGUGAAAAUAAUUACUUACUAUUAAAUUAA